CUGCGUGCCGGCACCUGCUGGAGGAAGGGUUAAGUCGUCCCGCGAGCAUCACAAGUCGGUGGAGGAGGCUUUGGCGGCUGCGGGCGACAUGGACAACGCAGGGAAGGAGCGAGAAGCGGUCCAGCUGAUGGCGGAGGCCGAGAAACGAGUGAAGGCCUCACACUCCUUCCUCCGAGGACUGUUCGGAGGAAACACGAGAAUAGAAGAAGCAUGUGAAAUGUAUACCAGAGCCGCAAAUAUGUUCAAGAUGGCCAAGAAUUGGAGUGCUGCAGGAAAUGCGUUUUGUCAAGCCGCCAAGCUCCACAUGCAGCUUCAGAGCAAACAUGACUCUGCCACGAGCUUUGUCGAUGCUGGAAAUGCUUACAAGAAGGCAGACCCUCAAGAGGCUAUCAACUGCUUAAAUGCAGCCAUCGACAUUUACACAGACAUGGGAAGGUUUACAAUCGCAGCCAAGCACCACAUCACGAUUGCAGAGAUCUAUGAGACUGAGCUUGUGGACAUUGAGAAGGCUAUUGCACAUUAUGAACAAUCUGCUGAUUAUUACAAAGGAGAAGAGUCUAACAGCUCUGCUAACAAGUGUCUGCUGAAGGUGGCAGCCUACGCAGCACAGCUGGAGCAGUAUCAGAAAGCCAUCGAGAUCUACGAGCAGGUAGGAGCAAACACUAUGGAUAACCCCUUGUUGAAGUACAGUGCAAAGGAUUACUUCUUCAAGGCAGCACUCUGUCACUUUAUAGUGGAUGAGCUGAAUGCCAAGCUGGCUCUUGAGAAGUACGAGGAAAUGUUCCCAGCAUUUACUGACUCCAGAGAAUGCAAAUUAUUGAAAAAACUUCUAGAAGCUCAUGAAGAACAGAACAGUGAAGCUUACACUGAAGCGGUGAAGGAGUUUGACUCAAUAUCACGCUUGGAUCAGUGGCUGACCACCAUGUUGCUUCGAAUCAAGAAGUCCAUCCAAGGGGAUGGAGAAGGAGAUGGAGACCUCAAGUGAAGUGCUGACAUCUUUGUGGCAUGCAGCUAAUUCCUUUUUAGUUUUGUCUUCAAGCAAGGCAAUCUUUCCGGGAUGCCCAUUUAAUGACUUAUUUUGUUGUAAAUAAGCCACACAAUUUAUGUGUUGUUUCAGCUUGCCAUGUCUGUGUUACUGUGAGAAUGGGAGGCUUGUAUUCAUUUGGUGGUUAAGACAACCAAAGUAUAUAAUGCUUAUCAGAAUCCUCAUAGUUUUCUGAGAUGUACUGCCGAAUCUUAUUCCUGUUCUUCUGAUAUUUUCAGGGCCCACGUUCAAUGUUGCCAUGUGCUUUUCUUUUUUCCUAAACUCUGGUACUUGACCCAGUUUUAUAGAUGCUUUGCAAAGACGUUGUGUAUUGGUAUUGGAUGGACCCUUUAUACAAGUGGCUUAGUUUAGGAUGAUUAUUAGGAAUAAAUUUGUAGUUGAGUAGAAACUGUCUAGCUUUCUUUUAUAGUUAUUUUGAUGGUGCUAGUGAUGAAUUCAUUUGCUUUUUUUUUUUUUUUUUUUUUUUUGCCCCAUAUGCUCCCACAUACAUGGCAAACACUGAGACUAGCUGGGAUCUGUUGGCAUCACUUGCAUUAUAAGGGAAAGGAACAUGCUGGCAGGUCGUGUGGUCCUGUUUCUUGUAUAGAUGAAUGUCGGGGUGGAUUUCAUUGAUAUUUUUAACUUACACACAAAACCUAUGAGAAAUGGAUUUUUCCUCUUCUCGAGAGUUUCCACUUUUAGUCGUAAUGGAAAUCCCUUCUUCAUAUUUGCAUAAAAAUAUUAUAACUGGCAUUUCCUUUGUUCUCACAUUUAUACACUCCUCACAUUGUCUUCUGGACCAUGGGUAUGCCAAGCUUGAGCAGAGCUGCAUAAAAGAUUCCAGCUGAAGCUUGAGAAUAUGUGUGGUUAAGUGUCCAUUUGUUGGACAUGGUGGUUAAGUGGGGGUCAGUGUGGCAUAAGAAUUUAUGUUAUAUCUGGUUGAAUAAGAACCUAACCUAUGUCUGAUGGUCCCUGGUUUAUUUCUUAGCUGGUGGUGUGAUUUCACUUGUGUGUAUGCACUCUGUUGUCCCAUUUGAUUUAUAUAAGAUGUAUGCUCUGUUAUUUCAGAUUCUGACACUCCCUGCUUAUAUGCUGAUACAGUACUGUAGACAUGGCCUUGCUUCCUGAGUCUCUUGUGCAUACUUGUAUGCUGAGAUGAUUUGUGCUUGAAGAGCAUGUGUUACUAGAAAUACUUCAUAGUCCUAAUGUGCUGCUGUCAUGUGACAGACAAUGAAACUCCUGAUUAAUCAGGUAUGAAAUGGCACUGGAAUGGUGUUUUCAUCUUUGGAUGGCCCUAGAGUAGGGUCGGUGGUUCUUCCUGUGCCAGGCCCAGGGCUCAAAGAGGAGAGUUUGAGGACAGAUAAGCAAGUCAGGUCUUUCAGAAGAGAAAGGAAGUGGCAGGAUGGGGCUAGAGACAUGGUUCCUGCUCUUCCAGGGGGCCCAAGUUUGAUGCCCAGCACCCAUGUUGGGUGGCUCAAAACCACCUGUAACUCCAGUUCCCCUAGGAGUUCUGGUACCUUCUUCUGCCCUCAAUAAGCACAUGCAUACAGAUAAACACAUACAGGUGAAUGAAUAUAUACAUACAUG
This is a messenger RNA of Peromyscus leucopus (white-footed mouse), 2611 nucleotides long. It is a transcript of the gene Napb, whose product is annotated as NSF attachment protein beta. Gene Ontology annotation, molecular function: syntaxin binding; soluble NSF attachment protein activity. Gene Ontology annotation, cellular component: synaptobrevin 2-SNAP-25-syntaxin-1a complex; terminal bouton; vacuolar membrane. The record is from RefSeq and is a predicted model, not a curated record. Gene Ontology annotation, biological process: SNARE complex disassembly; intracellular protein transport; regulation of synaptic vesicle priming. NCBI's taxonomy places the organism in Eukaryota, Metazoa, Chordata, Mammalia, Rodentia, Cricetidae. The coding region runs from base 89 to 985 and encodes 298 amino acids. The transcript is spliced from 11 exons.